This is a messenger RNA of Saccharomycodes ludwigii, 747 nucleotides long. RefSeq names its product exosome non-catalytic core subunit RRP46 (gene RRP46). NCBI's taxonomy places the organism in Eukaryota, Fungi, Ascomycota, Saccharomycetes, Saccharomycodales, Saccharomycodaceae. The coding region runs from base 1 to 747 and encodes 248 amino acids. The transcript has a single exon. Gene Ontology annotation, biological process: rRNA catabolic process; poly(A)-dependent snoRNA 3'-end processing; U4 snRNA 3'-end processing. Gene Ontology annotation, cellular component: cytoplasmic exosome (RNase complex); nuclear exosome (RNase complex); nucleolus. The record is from RefSeq and is a predicted model, not a curated record.
AUGACAAAGCUAUACGAUAUCCAGUCGUCUCUACUAUUAAAUGUAGAUGGUUCAUGUGAAUAUAAUACACCAAACAUCAAAGUUCUUGCAGCAGUAACAGGUCCAAUUGAACCCAAAGCAAGACAAGAAAUUCCUCAACAAUUAGCCCUAGAAAUUGUAGUUAAACCAUGUGUAGGUAUAGGCCCUACUCCAAGAGAGGUUUUAAUUCAAGAUAAAAUACAUGCUGUAUUACAACACGUUUUGUGUAAAUAUUUAUACCCAAGAAAAUUAUUACAAUUAACUUUCCAAAUAAUACAAAAUUCAUAUUUUACUCCUUCUGAUAACAACAUUACUCAUACUAUCAACAGCAACAAAAACAUUGGUAUCGAUCCUUCCACUUUUUGUGAGCUAAGCACAUGUUUAAAUUCUGCUUUUAUAGCACUAUUAGACUCAGGCAUUGGAUUACAAACUUCAUAUGCAAGCUGUUGUAUUGGUAUAGUUACUGAUUCAGCUGCUAAAGACAAACUGAUUGAUUUGACCACCCAAUUCCCCGAAUCGACUUUAAAAAGCUGUCACGUAAUUGUAUUAGAAAUUAAUGACGCCAAACAAAUUUCUAAUGUCCUAAUGAUCGACAGUGCAGGCAGUUUCACAGAAAAAGAUUUAUUAAAUGUUCUAACGUAUGCAGAAAAUCGUGCCAUAGAAAAAAUGGCUAUUUUUAGGAGUGUUAUAAGUUCAAAGUUGCAAAGGGAUUUUAUAUGGAGAGAAUAA